Molecule: messenger RNA, 1473 nt
Organism: Pectinophora gossypiella (pink bollworm)
Lineage: Eukaryota; Metazoa; Arthropoda; Insecta; Lepidoptera; Gelechiidae
Exons: 10
Coding region: 1-1386 (461 amino acids)
Biological process (GO): proteolysis
Molecular function (GO): serine-type endopeptidase activity
Source: RefSeq, a predicted model, not a curated record
AUGUCACAGGAUUCGAACCUGGGCCAUUACGGCUUAAUAGUAGUCUGCUUCAGUGUGAACUACUGCGCACUAAGGGAUUACACAGAGUGCCACGACGAUUUCAAUCUGGACCCUCCCGAUGGACUCUUGGUGGAGCAUAACACCUUCACGUGGCUGGGAUUUUUACAAUACGUACAUGAAGUAACAGGCACUCCCCAUUUCAAGAUGGCACCUCGUGUGCUUUUGGUUCACAAACAGUUUGUUCUGGGCACUGCCACAGACAUGUUAAAGUUGCCUUACAACUACAAGAUUGGCACCGUUAUAUUCGGCCAGUAUGAGCGCCAGGAAUCUGAUUGUGAUCUGAAGAUGUCACAGGCGAAGAAUGGGGAGAACUGUGGACCUGCCUACAUGGAGAUACCUUACGUUCAAAUCUACGCGCAUCCCGAAUAUUCAAGGUUUGGCGUUAUAAACAGUUUGGCGCUCAUGAAACUGCUCAAUCCACUAACAUCUCACUACAUGAUGCCAAUAUGCUUGCCUACGCUCGGCGAAAGGGAAAGACAAAGGAGGCAGAAAUUAGUUUUUAUGGUUGAUUACGUGAGUGCGGUCCCUGAAGACUUCGACGAGGAAAAGAUGGCUAAGAAGACCUUACAUCUGUUAACUCAUAAAGAUUGCGAUAGACAUCGAAGACAUUUGGAAGUCGCACCUGAUGGCAUAACGCAUGCGCUAUGCAGUUCCGGAUGCGGAAUACGCCCAGGCGCACCGAUCAUUAGCCAUGCAACGACGGGAGCUUUCGAACUAAUGGGAAUAUCACUUGGAGGAGGCGUUUGCGUCGACCACGCUAUGCGCGACCAGUUUAAUCCGAACCCACCCAUGUACAUUGAUGUCUACCCUUACGUCACGUGGAUCACAAACAUCAUCACAGCACAUGUUAUACCUCUGCCAUAUCCGAAGUCAAUGCGUAGGAGCGGCACCAGUAACGAAAAUGGGCGAAGAGUCCUACAAGGACCGAAUCUGAGGGCUAGAGUAUCACAAAAAGAAGGCUGGUCCAAACGCACUUACUUAGUUGGCAACUGGUGUUUCGAAAGCCAUCAGACCCAGAUGAAAAGCCACUUUUUCUACUCCGAGAAAUUCCAAGUUCAUGCCACUAUACUCACUAGAUUGAAAGUAAUGUUGAAGGUUUCAGCUGGAGUGGAAUGCACGAUCAGCUGCGCUCGCUUGGUGCUGCCCAACAGAAUGACUCAACCGAAAAUCGAGGGCAUCGGAGGCUACAACAUAACUCUCACGUUCAACACCGAGUGGUUCCCAAGAACCUUCUCGUUUGCCCUAGGUCUCACUGGGAUAGACACAGGAUAUUGGGACUUACGUGAAUUCCUUAAUGAACGACCAAAACCAAUAUUAUGGGAUUGAUACUCUAGUUACCUACAUGCUGGCCGCCUAUUGGCUCUGUAUUUCAUGUUGUAUGUAUUUUAUGUAUGUGCAAUAAAAUAUUUUUGC